Lycium ferocissimum is the source of this 733-nucleotide messenger RNA. Its product is annotated as deoxyuridine 5'-triphosphate nucleotidohydrolase-like. Gene Ontology annotation, molecular function: magnesium ion binding; dUTP diphosphatase activity. NCBI's taxonomy places the organism in Eukaryota, Viridiplantae, Streptophyta, Magnoliopsida, Solanales, Solanaceae. Bases 99 to 545 code for a protein of 148 amino acids. Gene Ontology annotation, biological process: dUMP biosynthetic process; dUTP catabolic process. The transcript is spliced from 3 exons. The record is from RefSeq and is a predicted model, not a curated record.
UUCCCAGUCAAUACACCCUUAUAUAAACGUCCACAUCAAUCUUCUUCCACGAUCCUGAAACCCUUCUCCAUCCCCAUAUUACAAUUUUACUCCCAAAAAUGGCUGCAAAUGGCAUUAUCGCUUCCUUCUUCCGCGUCAAAAAGCUCUCAGAUAAGGCUGUUUUGCCCUCUAGAGGCUCCCCUCUCUCUGCUGGCUAUGAUCUCUCCAGUGCGAUGGAGACGAAAGUGCCUGCCAGGGGAAAGGCUCUAGUAACUACAGAUCUUAGUAUUGCCGUUCCUGAAGGAACAUAUGCGCGCAUAGCUCCAAGAUCAGGAUUGACCUGGAAGCAUUCUAUAGAUGUUGGGGCAGGUGUUAUUGAUGCAGACUAUAGGGGACCAGUUGGUGUUAUACUUUUCAACCAUUCUGAUGUUGAUUUUGAAGUGAAAAUUGGUGACAGAAUAGCUCAAUUAAUCAUUGAGAAAAUCAUUGUGCCAGAUGUCGAGGAGGUUGAUGAUCUAGACUCCACAGUUAGGGGCUCUGGAGGCUUUGGAUCCACCGGUGUUUGAAACCUUUGGCUUGAAUUAGAAUCAUAUUGAUCACUAUAUUUACCAGGAUCUUCUGAUGUGUAAAUUUUGCUGCCGCAUGACUUGUGCUUUAUGCUUUGUCAAUGUUGAUCUCUGUGUUUUCUAAAUGACAUUUGUUUAAGUCAUGAUAUAAGUUUAGGUUACUGUUCAAUGGGAAUUAAAUUUGGUCA